Molecule: messenger RNA, 2408 nt
Organism: Drosophila guanche
Lineage: Eukaryota; Metazoa; Arthropoda; Insecta; Diptera; Drosophilidae
Gene: indra
Product: zinc finger protein CG2199
Exons: 2
Coding region: 101-2365 (754 amino acids)
Biological process (GO): regulation of transcription by RNA polymerase II
Cellular component (GO): nucleus
Molecular function (GO): DNA-binding transcription factor activity, RNA polymerase II-specific; RNA polymerase II cis-regulatory region sequence-specific DNA binding
Source: RefSeq, a predicted model, not a curated record
CUUUAUCACACUUCGGUCACACUGGUUACUAAAAAAACGUGCAGGUCUGCGUAUCGCGCUGAUUUUCAUUGUUUUUCUAUAAUAUAUUGUUUUAAACAAUAUGGUGAAUGCCAAAAAGGAAGUAAUUUGCGACUACUGCGGCAGUAGCAAUGAACCCGCACAGAUUUUAUCGUCCAAAAAGGCGUAUUUUGGCAACAAAGUUAGCGAUGUUCUACACGCCAUCACACAACGUAAUAUACCGCCUACUUUGGCCAUCAAGGUGUGCUACAUUUGCUUCUCGAAAUUCGUUCAAUGCGAGCGCACAAUACAGAAAAUUCAGGAAUUUGUCGACAAGGGCCUCUCCACUUCGGGCGGCAAAAAAAAGAACGCCAUCAACGAUGAAGUAGAUGUAGUGCAGUCUGAGGAGGAGGUAAAAAAGAAAAAGCAGCCCAUCAAGAAGCGCAGCUUAUCUAUGCCUGGUCUUGGCACAUUGCAGCCGCUUGCUAUAUUCGAGGCAGAACAGCCUAAACUUUCCAAAGGAAAGACAGACUCGGACAUUCUUGAGAACUCUGUGGUAUUGAAGCCAGCAAAAACAAUUGACAAGAAAAACAACUCAGUGCUGAGUUUUUUUAGUCCCGUUGCCGCUACUGCUGCCGAUUCAGAGGAGGAGGAGAGCGAAGCGGAGGAGAAGGAACUGCCGCAGAACAACGUGAUUAUUCCUGACAUAUUUGAAUGCCGUCGUUGCGACUUUAAAGUGAAGCUACAAAAGCUAAUGAAGCAGCAUUACAUUCAAGUCCAUGGACAGAUGCGUCCCAGGAUUUACUCUUGCCCAAUGUGCACCAAGUCGUUUGGGGUUGCCAAAACCCUCAAGGAGCACGCCAAGACUGUCCAUGGCAUAGAAGAGCAGCCAAAGGAUAAGGGCGCAGCUGGCCGGGCUAAGACUGACGACAAGGAGGUGCCGACUGUGAAGAAAAGGAGAAAGUCUGUAGUUAAUGUGAAAGUGGACAACACUCCUUCCGCAGAGGAUGUUGACGAUGAUAUCGAAAUUAUAGAGGAAAAGAGUUCUGUCCCGGCACAGACUUCGCUUGUUAAGCAACAUACUUGUUUUUCUAAGCCACAGACACCAGCUAAGCAGCAGACACCAUCCACGCCACAGACUCCUGUAAAAUCCCAGAAGACUUCACUGAAGGUACAAACUCCAUUGAAACCAUUGGAGAACGAAGACCAUGAUGAGUCAAUAACCGGCAUCAGAGCCUUGAACGAGCACAAAAAGAACAAGAGUGUUGCCAACGUGGACUACACCUUUGCCAUCAAUGGUUCGAGUGCCUCGACGCCAAAGCCGAACGGCGAGCCAAUACCGUCGAGUAGUCAGCUUACCUGCAGCAUUUGUGAUGCCGAGCAGCCGUCCGUCAAGACGAUGCAACGACACAUGUCCACGUCCCAUGGCAUUGACAAACCAAAGAUAUUCAAGUGCCACAAAUGCGAAAAGUCACUGGCCAGCAAACAGUCGCUAAAUUAUCAUUUGAGCUCCCAUGCGUCUUAUCCCGAUGUAGAAGGAUCUUCCAAACGGCAGAUAAUACGAGCAGAUGGACCUUCCAGCAAGCGUAGCAAGAAUAAAGAAGCGGAAGACGAGUUCAUUGAUGUGGCUGAUGGGGCCGUGUCUCCGCCCAAGAAGAGCAAGAAACUGUCCGAGACCCUCAACGAUGUGGCAGUGCCUUCGCCCAAGAAGAGCAAGAAGCUGUCGGAGACCCUCAAUGAUAUGGCAGUGCCUUCGCCCAAGAACAGCAAGAAGUUGUCCCUCAAUGAUGUGGCUGUGCCUUCGCCCAAAAAGAGCAAGAAGCUGUCCGAGACCCUCAAAGAUGAGGCUGUGUCUUCGCCCAAGAAAAGCCAAGCGGAGCCCAUAGUCUCGCUCUUGUCAGACGCAGAAAAAUGGAUUUUCCCUCGUCCCAAAAAGAUAAAGGAACGAAAGGAGUCGGAGUCUGCCAACAUCUCGAAUGGCAACAUCAUUAAUGCAUCGCAGAGCUACCCUUUCGUCGACAUGGAUGCAGUAAACCCCUCAGUGCAACCACACAAGCGUGAAAUGUUGACCUCCACUUGCGAGUCCACCAACACCGAAGAAUCCGAGUUCAAUUGCAGCCAGUGCCCAAAGAGCGUCAAGUCGCAGCGACGUCUUGAAUCGCACAUUGCCAAAAUGCAUGGAAAGUCACUCAAGUGCAGCAACUGCCUUAACAAAUAUCACACACGCCAGAGCUACGUCGUGCACUUUGGCGAGUGCGAGGGGGAGGCCAAGGAGUCCAACCUGCCAUGUGGCGUACGCAAGUGCACAAAGGUUUUCGGGACUGUAAAAUCACUGGAGGAUCACUUGAAGAGGCGUCAUCAGUGGUAGAUAAGCAAGAGAUAAGCCACAAGACACUCAGAUUAAGAGAAAA